Molecule: messenger RNA, 2840 nt
Organism: Neocloeon triangulifer
Lineage: Eukaryota; Metazoa; Arthropoda; Insecta; Ephemeroptera; Baetidae
Product: inter-alpha-trypsin inhibitor heavy chain H4-like
Exons: 15
Coding region: 39-2753 (904 amino acids)
Source: RefSeq, a predicted model, not a curated record
AUGAGAGAGAUCAGUCGCACCAGGCUCAAUUGAGAGAGAUGAGGCUCGCCGCGAUAGUGCUGGCUCUCGUGGCCGUGACCAUCACGUCAGAGGUCAACGCGGCGCCCCCGGAAAGGGCACGCAAUGCUGCAGCGGGAAAUAAGAUCCCAGAGCCAAAAAUUUACUUCCUGCACAUCAAGUCGGACAUCAAAUCGCGAUAUGCGAAAACCCUCGUCACCAGCAAAGUGGCCAACCCGGCGGAUAAGGCGCAGGAAGUUGUUUACCAAAUGACCAUCCCGGAAUCAGCCUUCAUUUCUAAUUUUACCAUGCUGGUGGAUGACCAGUUGAUGGAAGGUCAGGUGAAAGAACGAACGGAGGCAAAACACGAGUACCAUGCUGCGAAAGAAUCCGGACAAACGGCCGGACACGUUGCCACUGCCACGGUGAGGGAUUCUAAUCAGGUACGCAUCUCUGUCAACGUUGGUCCUCUGUCUAAAGUCACCUUCAAUGUGACAUACGAGGAGCUUUUGGCGAGGCGAAAGGCCAGAUACGAACUUGCCAUCAACGUCAACCCUGGACAGGUGGUGCCUGAUAUGUCAAUUGACGUUUUUAUUGAGGAAAAUAGGAACAUCACUCUUCUGCAGGUGCCAGAGUUCAGAUCAACCAAUGAAAUCGAUUUUGAGGAAAGAGAUGAAAUUUUCAACUUGACCCAAGUUACGAAAAUUUCCAAGCAAAAACUUCACUUAAAUUUUGCUCCAAGUGAAAGUGACCAGAUUAGGUUGUCUGGAAACGGAAAGCAAGGUCUUGGAGGUCGCUUUGUGGUCAGGUACGACGUGGACAGGAAAAAUCAACCAGCGAGCGAAGUUCUGACCAAAGAUGGGUACUUUGUUCACUUCUUUACUCCGCCCGAAGAGGAACCUCUGCCGAAGCAUGUUGUCUUUGUCUUGGACGUUAGCGGAUCUAUGUACGGAACGAAAAUGUCCCAGCUUAAGGAGGCCAUGAACGCUAUCUUGGACGAACUGAGGCCUCAAGAUUUCUUCAACCUGAUCGAAUUUUCACAUCCCGUCACAAUUUUGAAUCUGGAUACUCCGUCAAACAGCACUGUGAUCCAACUGGUUGAGAGCUCAUCCUGGUACGAACAAACAACCCCAUCUCCUGAAAAGGCCAUCAGGUCAGUUCCAGACAAAGUCGAUGCCUAUCCCGCCACCCCAUUCUACAUCUCCAUUGCCAAGGAGGCGGUUGAAAAAAUGUCAGCGAACGGAGGGACUAACAUUCAUGAUUCCGUGAAGGCGGCCAUUGAAGUGACCAAGAAAGCCGUUCCGAAUAAUGACAAAGAAGGAAAACUUCCUGCCCCGAUCAUUAUUUUCUUGACGGACGGCGAAGCGACGGUUGGAGAAACAAGCGCAGACCAAAUUUUGAAGAUUAUCCCAGAGGAUCAAAAGGAAUCGGUUCCUGUCUUUAGUUUGGCAUUUGGAGACGAUGCCGAUUUGAAAUUCUUGAAGCGGCUCAGUCUGAGGGCUGGAGCUUUUGCUCGGAAAAUCUAUGAAGCAGCCGACGCGGCUCUUCAGCUGAGAGACUUUUACCGCCAAGUGGCCUCACCUUUGCUCACCAACGCCACUUUUAACUACGACCAAAACAAAGUUGAAGGAAAGGUAUUGACGAAGCAGAAAUUUGGACUGGUAUUUUCUGGCUCCGAACUAGUGGUCGCCGGAAAAUUGAAUUCCGGUGUUGAAGAAUUGAGCGGCACCGUUUUCACCUCCAACAGGAACUUCCCGUUGCUCCCUUUCCCUGGCGAACGUCCUGAGCCGGUCGUGCGAGACACCGAGGACAACUUUCUGGAGCGAUUGUGGGCCUUCCUGAGCAUCAAGCAGAGUUUGGACAAGUACGAGGCUUGGAAGGUGGACGCGGCCCCUGCCAAAGAGGGCGAGGAAAAGUCUGCGGCGCAAAAGGCGAAAGAAGAAGCCCUUCGGCUGGCACUGCAGUUUUCCUUUGUCACACCAGUGACCUCCCUAAUUGUGGUCAAAAAAGACGACACCACCGCAAAGCCAAGCACAAACCAGAAUGACAUCAAGAAAAUUGUCAUACAAAAUGAGGAGGAAGACGAAGCCACUGCCUACCCCUCCGGCGCAUCUUACAGCGCAAUAGCCCUUCAGGCUCAAGGUGGCUAUUCAAUCUUAAAGAAACGAAUUACCCCAACUCGUCGUCCCAUUCGACCCUCAGGUCACGGCUACGGAGGAAGCUCCCUGUUGCAAAGAAUCCCUUCGCCACCAAGGACUACCACCCUCGCCUUACCAUCGGGUUUCAUCAUGCAAAAGGAGUCAGUUGCUGAGGAGGCUCUCGAUUCUGACUUUGAUUCUGAUCUUGUUCCGGCGAAUUUGCCAACCACGAUGACGGCACCGAUUGAAACAACAACGAUUGAAGCAACAAUUCCAAUUUCGAGCAUCCCCUGGUUGGUUCCCUCCGAGGGUGACAACAAUAGCUCAGAUUGGCAGAACUUCAAACUUGAAAACUCAACGGAAAUCUACAAAGUCCUGUCUUUUUCAAAGAGUCAAAACGUCACUGGCGAGGCCUGUGGACAAACCACCACUCCUGGAAUUUGCAGACCUUUCACUGCCUGCGUCUUGCGCAGUUUUUCUGAAACAACAUCAGCAGAGAAUUUCACCAAGAAUUUCAAAUGCGAUAUCAGCUUGGAAGGAGAAAUAUUUUUGGGAGCCUGUUGCCCGGUGGACAACGCAGGCGUCACUACCACGAGGCUGGAGGCUGAAGUUAACUAAAAGUGCAAAUGUUAUCUUUUGUAAUUUAAGCAAACGAACAAGCAGGGUUUUUAAUAAACAUAAUUUGAUAAUUUAUCCAAUACACAA